This is a messenger RNA of Lactuca saligna, 1440 nucleotides long. The record is from the annotation of a GenBank genome assembly. NCBI's taxonomy places the organism in Eukaryota, Viridiplantae, Streptophyta, Magnoliopsida, Asterales, Asteraceae.
AUGUGUGGAAGAGCAUUAGGCGGCCAUAUGAGAGCUCAUGGUAUUGGGGACGAUACGGGGAAUCUUGACGAUGACGAUCCGCCCAGCGAUUGGGAAGAUAAGCAAGGAAACAAGAGAAUGUAUGCAUUAAGAACAAACCCAAAUCGUUUAAAAAGUUGUCGGGUUUGUGAAAAUUGCGGGAAAGAAUUCUUGUCAUGGAAAUCGUUUCUUGAGCAUCGGAAAUGCAGCUCCGAUGAUGGUGAGUCUCUAGUAUCGUCGCCGGAGUCGGAGGCUGACGAUGACGAUGGAUAUGAUGAUCAUAACGGUGGCCGGAAAGAUUGUGGUGGUGGAGCAAGUGGGUGGUCGAAAAGAAAACGAUCUUUAAGGGCUAAAGUUGGCAGCUUUAAUUCAAUGUGUCCAUCUAGCGAAGACGAAGACCUAGCCCUAGCUAAAUGUCUGAUGGAGUUAUCCAAUGCUAGGGUCGAUCCGGUGGAAACCGACGCGGAAGACUCAUGCGCCUCCCCGACUAGGGAGGAGCAACGGCGGAACCCUACGUUUACUACGGCCGCGUUUCUGUCACCUUUUACAAGACCACCACCACCUAUAGAUAAAGCAAAAGGUGUAGCCACCACCCCUAAAGGCAUGUUUGAAUGUAAAGCAUGUAAAAAAGUGUUUAAUUCUCAUCAAGCAUUGGGUGGUCACAGGGCAAGUCACAAGAAGGUAAAAGGAUGUUUUGCAGCAAGAAACGAUCAGUUUGAUGACACCACUGUUGAUGAUGACGUCAUCACGCACGACCAACUGUUUCCUUCACCAAAGCCAAUCUCGAGCUACCAAAUCAAUCAAGGUCCAAGCGCAGCGACUCCUGUCCCAGCACCGUUGGUCGGAGCCGCAAGAAGGAAAUCCAAAGUACACAAAUGCUCGAUUUGUAAUCGGAUUUUUGCCUCCGGUCAGGCGCUAGGCGGACACAAGAGGUGUCAUUGGCUUACAUCUAACAUGUCUGAUACGACUUCUUUAGCAAAGUUUAACUUCCAUGAACAUAUUGAGCAACUCCAUCGAAGAGCAUUGGCAUUACCUUCACAAAUACUUAACAAAUCCAAAGCCCUCGAUCUCAACCUCCCAGCUCCGGCGGAUGACAUUGCCGGAUUAAGAAGAGAUCGGCUGAGAUUAGAAGUUUCUACAGAGAUCAAUCUACAUUCAUGGAACGUAGAUCAUGAGAAUGUUACAGAUGGAGAUGGAAAAGAUCAAAACAGAACCGGUGAUCAACAAGAUGAUCAAAAAAACACAAGCAACCUUGAAAAAGAAGCAACAACGACAAUGGAGGAUGAUGAAGCCGAUAGUAAGGUGAAGUUGGCUAAACUCAGUGAGUUGAAAGACAUGAGUAACGUCAGUGGGAGUUCAUCUUCAUGGUUGCAGGUUGGGAUUGGUUCCACAAGUGAUGUUGGUCCUACUCAUGAUCCAUAA